AUGGGAACAAAGUUUAGAGCAGCAGUUAUUUUCCUUUUUCUUUCAUCCAUCCUUCUUCAACUGGUGUUUUCUGAAUCCAACAAUGGAUUCGUUAGAAUUGGACUGAAAAAGUUUAAAUUAGAUAAAAACAACAUGAUCCCUGCUCGACUUAACCCGCAACUACUGGAUUCUCAAAAUGCUGGCGGCAUUGUAAAGUUAAAGAAUUUCAUUAACGUGCAGUACUAUGGUGAGAUUUCAAUCGGUACACCACCACAGAAAUUCACUGUGCUUUUUGAUACAGGAAGCUCUAAUCUGUGGAUACCUUCCUCAAGAAGGUGCUACUUAUCUGUAAGUUUGAUCAUAUAUCAUUCAUACAAAUCUCGUCGUUCAACAACGUAUAAAAAGAACGGAACAUCUGCUAAAAUACGCUAUGGUUCAGGUUCAAUAGCUGGUAAAUUUAGCCAAGACAAUGUUUUAGUUGGUGGAUUAACAAUCAAGAAUCAGGACUUUAUUGAAGCAACGAGACUGUCCGGUUUUGUAUUUUCCAAGUUUGACGGCGUUCUUGGCCUUGGAUUUCCGGAGCUAGCAGAAGAAGAUGCUGUUCCAGUAUGGUAUAACAUGAUGAACCAGGGACUGAUUCGGAAUCCAGUGUUCUCAUUUUGGCUUAAUAGAAACGCAAAAGAAGAGGAAGGAGGUGAACUUAUGUUUGGUGGGAUUGAUCCAAAGCAUCACAAGGGGAACCAUACUUAUGUCCCUGUGACCCACGAGGGUUAUUGGCAGUUUGACAUGAGUAAUGUUUCAAUCAAUGGUCAAUCAAUAGGUGUUUGCAGAUCUGGUUGUUCUGCAGUUGUGGAUUCUGGAAGUUCUUUGUUAUUAGGUCCAACAGCUGUGAUUACCAUGAUAAACCAUGAAAUUGGAAUCACCGGAACAGUAGUAAGUCAUGAAUGCAAGUCAAUCAUUGAAGAGUAUGGACAAACCAUUCUGAAAAUGCUCCUAAGAGAGGUUAAGAAAAUUUGUUCCCUAAUUAGAUUAUGUCCAGUAAAUGGAACUAAGCAUAUUGAGAAAAAUAAUAAUGGAAGAAAAUCAGACGUUUUCGCUAUAGGUAUGUGCAGUACUUGUGAAAUGAUAGUUGUGUGGAUGGAGAGUCAGCUAGCGAGGAAUCAAACAAAAAUUGAUAUUUUAAACUAUGUUAAUAAGGUCUGUGUUUCACUGCCAAGACCAUCUCAAAUAUCAUCAUUUGUGGAUUGUUCGCAAAUUUCCUCAAUGCCUAAGGUUUCGUUUUUAAUUGGUGAUAGAAAUUUUAUUCUCUCAUCUAAAGAGUAUAUAAUAAAGUUUGGAGAAGGUGAUGCGCAAGAAUGCACAAGUGGUUUUAUCUCAAGAGAUGUUUCUCCUCCUUAUGGACCUUUCUGGGUUUUGGGGGACAUAUUCAUGGGUCGUUACCACACUGUGUUUGACUAUGGAUCUUCCAUAGUUGGAUUUGCAGAUGCUGCUUAA
This is a messenger RNA of Impatiens glandulifera, 1473 nucleotides long. RefSeq names its product aspartic proteinase A1-like. The record is from RefSeq and is a predicted model, not a curated record. Gene Ontology annotation, molecular function: aspartic-type endopeptidase activity. NCBI's taxonomy places the organism in Eukaryota, Viridiplantae, Streptophyta, Magnoliopsida, Ericales, Balsaminaceae. Gene Ontology annotation, biological process: proteolysis; lipid metabolic process. The coding region runs from base 1 to 1473 and encodes 490 amino acids. The transcript has 12 exons.